CUCCCCCACGUGAAGUAAGAAGCACACGGUGCUUUGACUCCUCCUAGUAUUUUAAAUAUCUGCCUGAUCCUACCAUGAGAAGAAAGCAGAUUUAAUUCCACUCUGUAAAACCAACCCUGACGGACUGCCAGUGCCAAAGUAAGAAAGCGUUCGCAUGUGUGAGAUGGUUGUAUGUUUUUUGAAGCACUGCCAGUAAAGAAGCACUGGCACAUACGGCGGAUGAGAAUACGGUUUCAUUGGCUCAAGAGUGCGCGUCUAUUCCCAGAGGAUCUACUGGAUGGACUCCAAGCUGGUAAAAGGAUCAUCGGUCAUACACGGCAAAAAUGAAUGACCAGUGGAAUUCGGCAUUAACAGACAAUGUCUACAUAUCAAAAAGAAGCUUUAGAAAGACUCUCAUCUGUAAGAGACGUUAUGUACCCGUAGAGAGUAACUUUACUGAGCACGAAACCAAAAGAGAGAAUCCUAAUCAAUCAAGUUGUGAAAAAAGAGAAACCAAAAUUCCGAGUGUGCAAGAGACCAUUUGCUUAAAUCCAAGGAUUCAAGCUACACACCAUUCCCUUGGAAGAUCUGAAGAAUCCUCUCAGGAGGAAGAAAGAGUGAAUGAGGCCGAAAUCACUGCAACUGGACCUGACCCGAAACCCCAACUCACGAGUCCUAAGAAAUGGGAAGAGGGUGGUAUUCCCGAAGUAGAGAUAAAACAGGAAGUGCACAUAUCUAAGCCAUGCGCACAGGGAGAGCAGAAGAGUGAUGAUGAGGUGAAUAGACCAAAGCAGGUCCUGAAAAGUCAGUUUGUGUUUGCGUCUAUGAAAAAGCGAGGGAGAGAGGGAGACACGGAGGACCGUCCGCACAAGUGCACUUACUGUAACUGGGCUUUCAAGAAGUCCAGCAACCUUUCGAGUCACAUGAAAACUCACUGUGGCCUCAGGCCGCACGUCUGUGACGUGUGUGGAAAAGCCUACUCGCACCAGGGUACACUUCAGCAACACAAACGGCUCCACACCGGUGAAAGACCGUACCAGUGUCCCUUCUGUGAAAAAACCUACAUCUGGUCCUCUGACUUCCGAAAACACGUUCGGACGCACACGGGAGAGAAGCCCUACAUCUGCGAGGAAUGCGGUAAAGACUUCGUGCGCUCCUCCGACUUGCGGAAACACAUGAGGAACGUGCACGCCAACGACAAGCCUUUCCUUUGCAAGCAGUGUGGCAAAACCUUCAACAAGCCGCUGUCUCUCCUUCGUCACGAGCGAACGCAUUUGGGCGAGAGACCUUUUCUGUGUCCAGAGUGCGGAAGGUCGUUUGCUCAGGCAAGCCGCAUGGCGGAGCACAGGAAGAUCCACAGUGGCGUGCGUCCCUACAUGUGUCCGGUUUGCCCCAAAGCCUUCACUAAGUCCUCUAACCUUGCUGAACAUCUUACAGUGCAUACUGGAGUAAGGCCACACAAGUGCUCAGAAUGUGGGGUGGCAUUUGCUAUGGCAUCCAGAUUGGUUCGUCACCAGCGUACUCAUGCAGCCAAGUAAUCUGAUCACUGCCAGGGCUGUAAUGCAUCAUUCAGCCACUCUGCGGCACUCGAGAGGAAUCAGGAACUGUAUGGUGAGGUGAUGCCUUACUCAACGAACACUUGAAGAGCCAUGACAACUACGACAACCAUGACAAAAACUUAACUAGAAAGAGCAUUGUGUAAGCAAUAAAAAAACAUUCAUAAGGAACAUUUUUACAUCUUAACUUCAAUAGAGGAAAAUGUGGGGACCAAAACAUCUUGAUUUCAACUUGAUCACUGGGUAUUUUCCAGCAUGUAAACACAAAGGUGACAGUAACCUGCUAUUUGUAAUGACCUCUUGUAACAUAAUAGCCUCUUGCUUGCUGAAACAGAUUUUGUGUGCAGAGCUCCAGACUAACUUUUUUCACUAGGAGCACCGUUGCCCCCAACUGAAAAUUUUAGGGGCGCAAACAGAAAAUUUAGGGGCACACACCGUAAAUCAACAUGCUAACCAAAUAUUCACAUUUCUACUAAUUUCCACUGUAUUACUAAUAAAUACUUUGAUGAUAAAUGCAGAAAGUACAAUGUGCCGUUUCAAAUUCAGUGUCACAUCACAAAAAAAGGUCAAAGGAACACGGUCAAAAUGCACAGUAUU
This is a messenger RNA of Misgurnus anguillicaudatus (oriental weatherfish), 2132 nucleotides long. RefSeq names its product zinc finger protein 648 (gene znf648). Gene Ontology annotation, molecular function: DNA-binding transcription factor activity, RNA polymerase II-specific; RNA polymerase II cis-regulatory region sequence-specific DNA binding. Gene Ontology annotation, cellular component: PcG protein complex; chromatin; transcription regulator complex. The record is from RefSeq and is a predicted model, not a curated record. Gene Ontology annotation, biological process: regulation of transcription by RNA polymerase II. NCBI's taxonomy places the organism in Eukaryota, Metazoa, Chordata, Actinopteri, Cypriniformes, Cobitidae.